Molecule: messenger RNA, 2670 nt
Organism: Colletotrichum chrysophilum
Lineage: Eukaryota; Fungi; Ascomycota; Sordariomycetes; Glomerellales; Glomerellaceae
Exons: 2
Coding region: 1-2670 (889 amino acids)
Source: RefSeq, a predicted model, not a curated record
AUGGCCGAAGCUGGUUUUGGCGGCGUCGAAAUCGAGGAUGUCCACCACAGCACCAGUGAAGGUACUGAAUGGCACACUGACACCAACGGCUGGGCUUCCGAGCCCUGGUUAGACGCUGUCAAGGUUGCUCUUACCGAAGCCAACUCGCGUGGCAUGGGCCAUGACUUUGCCUUUGGGCCCGCCUGGCCGAUGGCAGUUCCGACUAUUGUCCCUGAUGAUGAGGCCGCAGCCAAGGAGCUUGUGCUUGGCAAAAGCAUUAUCAAUGCCACGACUACCUACAAUGGUUCUGUUCCGGGUCCUUUCUCCAAGAGAAAGGAUGGCGUCAAUGAGCAGGAACUAGUUGCUGUCCAGGCUUGGCGCAUUAGUCCAGAAUCUAAUCCAUACGGCAACCCGGUGUAUCUGGACUUCGGAUCCAUGGUCGACUUGACCGAUGCAGUGACGGAUGGCAAAGUCGCCUUCUCCCCUCCAGACAACUCUUCAUGGUUGCUCUUCGCCGCUAUCAUCCGUGGCACAGGGCAACAGCCCGAAGACUAUCCCCACACGACACCAGCCUCCUACGUCGUCGAUCACUUCAGCGAAGCUGGCGCUCAGGCCGUGAUUGACUUUUGGGAAGAUCAAAUUCUGACGCCGGAGAUGCUUGAACUCAUAGCCCAGACACCCACCUCGCUAUUUGAGGAUUCCCAGGAGAUGGUCUCUGCUACUUACUGGACACCCAACUUUGCCGACGAGUUCCUGUCUCGCCGCGGAUACAGCGUCACGGGUAUUCUCCCUGUCAUCACGCAGUACAAGAACAACGCCUAUCUCUUCCUGUUCAACGACUCGGAGGCGCAACGAGGAUCUCUUCACGACUAUCACGAGACCAUCACCGAUCUCUACGCCGACUAUCAUAUUGCGCUCCUCCGGAAGUGGCUGAACUCUCGCGGGAUGAAAUACAGGGCGCAGCCCUAUGGCAUCGACAAAUUGGACAGCAUGAGAAUCGCCACAGCGCUGGAUAUUCCAGAGGGCGAGUCUCUCGGGUUCCAAGUCAUUGACGAUUACCGCGUCUUAGCUGGGGCAAAUAGCUUCGCUGGUGUUAACGUCAUGUCGAACGAGCUGGGAGCUUACAACAAGGCCGCGUACGCAACUACAUGGGCCAAGAUUCUGGGCACCGUCAAUCCUCAGUUCGCCGCUGGCCUGACUCAUAAUGUUCUCCACGGGUUCUCAUAUAUCUACGGUCCGGAAACGUCAUGGCCAGGCUGGGGAGCCUUCACACCGUACAAAGGACGCAUCGGAUACUCCGAGUCGUGGGGUCCUCGUACUCCGACUUGGAUGCACGCUUCCGACUUCACAGCUUACAUGGGAAGGGCUUCCUACUUCACCUCGCAAGGUACUCCGAAGUAUGAUUGCGCUUUCUUUCGACAGAAUGGAGCUUCCGACGAUCACUACGUCGGCCCAUACUUCACCAGCGAGGGCGCUCAACUUGGAUGGACGACAACCUUGCUUGUUGUGGCAGAAGAUCCCGAUGCAGGCCAGGCUCAACUCACGCCCACAUCAGCCAGCAAGCUGAGAGACCUUGCAGAUGAAGGACUACCGAUGCUUUUCCUUGGCAACUGGACGUCACCAGGUUCUCUGGGUUUGUCUGAAGCUGGAUCUACUGGUGUCGCUACAGACGUCAAGCAUCUCUUGCCCUUGAGCAAUGUCGUGAACAUCGCCAACUCAAGCGACAUCCCCACUGGACUCGAGAAGCUUGGGUUAUCCCCAGCUGUCACCCACUCUGCGUUCCCGCUGAUUCACAUUCGCCGCGAAUAUGGCGACUUCGAUCUGUAUUUGUUCACUGCCAACUCGUCAUCAACGGGUGUGAGCCAAGAUGUCUCGCUGCCUAUCCGCCAUGAACAUGUGGCGCCGCUUGAACUUGACCCUUGGUCUGGCGAGGUCAAUCUGGCUGGCCAGUAUACCAUUGUGAACGGCCGGCUCAACAUUGGGAUGUCCCUCGAGCCACAACAGUCAAAGAUUCUCAUCGUCGCUCCAUCGUCGGCGGAUGUCGUACAUGUAGUGAAUUCCACUGCCGACUCCAUCUUCCGCAACAGCACAAGCGGGCAGCUCUUUGUUCGGAAUGGUGAAGCUGGAGAUCACACGAUUGUACUGAGCAAUGGUUCGCAACUUACAACAUCCUUCAAAGCUCCCCUGGCUGCAUUAGACCUCACGGAUUGGGCCUUGGAGGUUGAUGACUGGCAACCAGCAAAUGAGAACCCUUCAGACGACGUGGGGGAUAUCGUAGCGACUAAGUUCGUUCACCACAGUCUCAACCUGACUACACUUACUCCUUGGUCAGAUAUAGAUGGACUGCAGAAUGUCUCUGGGAACGCGACCUACUCGACAGAGUUCGUUCUUGGAACUGCGGAUGCACCAUACGGUUCUGACACAGGUGCAUACAUGGAGCUCGACAUGUUCCAGGGGUCUUUCAGGGCUAGGAUCAACGGGGAAGCACUAGGUACUCUCGAUCAAAUGGCUCAUCGCUUCGAGGUUAGCAAGUGGCUGCGAAAUGGCACUAACACCCUCGAGAUGGAGGUAGCUACAUCGCUGAUCAACCGGAUGAGGGCUUUUCAACCGCAAUACUAUGAGCAGUACGCGAGGCAGAAGUAUGGCUUGAAGUCUGUCACAAUCCGACCGUUCUCACAAGUAGCUCUUUAA